This is a messenger RNA of Mizuhopecten yessoensis (Yesso scallop), 3790 nucleotides long. RefSeq names its product sorting nexin-24-like. The record is from RefSeq and is a predicted model, not a curated record. NCBI's taxonomy places the organism in Eukaryota, Metazoa, Mollusca, Bivalvia, Pectinida, Pectinidae. The coding region runs from base 66 to 560 and encodes 164 amino acids. Gene Ontology annotation, molecular function: phosphatidylinositol phosphate binding. The transcript is spliced from 6 exons.
UUUGACAUUCGUUGAUCAGCUGUAAACAAAACAAAGUCAGAAGUACUUCUGGUCAGAAAAUAUUCAUGAUUCGAGUGACCGUUCCAAGCUUUAGGAAAGGCGGGGACAACAAUGAUUCUUAUACUGUCUUUAAUGUUGAAGUAUGUGCUUCCGGGCGAUUGACCAAUGUAGAAAAACGAUACUCUGAAUUUGAAGAUCUCCAUAAACAGCUGAAAAAGAUUAUCAGAACACCAGAAUUUCCACCAAAAAAAGUGAUGAAAUGGAAUCCGAAGGUCCUAGAACAGAGACGCAUUGGUCUUCAGGUUUAUCUAAAGGGAGUUGUGGAAAAUGAAUACAUCUCAAAAAGUAUACAGCGGUUCCUGUGUAUUACGCUACCCGUUAUCAACAAUAUGGAGCCACUGACCCAAGUUGACCAUGAUGUAUCUCUGGCUCACCAGCCUAUGAUUGGGUUCCAGCCGGACGCUUUCCUACUGGACAACAAUAAAAGUAGUCUACAUGACAUCAUCACUGAGGGAGUACACAGAGGGUUGUACUGUGCCCAACCUGAGGAGCCAAGGUAACAAACACACACCGUUAGUCUGGACCUGUCACCUGAUCCAUUUGUGUCAACGAUGAUGUUAUAACUUGUUUUUUUAGUGGUAUGACGUUUACAGCAUACCAUAGUUGCUUUUAGUUCUUCAAAAAUAAGUUUGUUAAAAUGUUUAUCAAUCAGAUGUGUUCUUCAAGGAUAUAUGCUACCACAAACAUCUUACUCCAUCUUCUAAUGGCCCCUUAAAAAAUACAAUUAAAGAAAAACACAUGUACCUCAGAUUUAUUUAAUAGAGUCAUGUCCCUUAUUAAAGUUUAAAAUGUUUUAUUCAGCAUUGCAUGAGUGCAUGUAUUCUUUUUGUAUCUUUCAAAUGCAGCUAUAUCUUCAAAUACGUCGUGACUAUUUACAAAAGAUUGUAUUUCGAACUCUUUUAGAAUGGAGGUACAUGUUAAAGUAAGGUAGCAUACAUCCUUUACUAUUAGAAAUGUUGUUGUUCAAUUUAUACAUGUUGUAACUACUGAUCAUUGGUCAGAUUUUGUUUUCUGUAUAGUGAUAUUGUAGACAUGAUUACUGUACGUUAAUUGUAUAUGUCUACCUUUUUUUUGUCAGAAAAGUUUUACCGAGUAGAAUAUCACGACAGUGUUCAAACUAUGAUAUUUCAGCAAGAUGGAAUUUAAAGAUGUCCUUGAAUGGCACAAUCAUCUGUAAACACUGUCUUUAUUUAGACCUUCCAUUUACUACUGUAAGGACACAAAAUAGUGGGGAGGGUUCUGAAAGUGACAUUUUUUUAAUUUUAUUUUUAUGAAUACAUUUAACAUUCAACUUAUUAUUAGGUUUUUUAAUUAAUAGUAAUCAAAGACUACACAUACUGUUUAGGAAAGAUCUCGUUGCUAUAUCACAUGCUUGUACAUCUUUUCUAUUGAUGAAGAAAUAGCAUCCUGGUUCAACCUUUCUACAUUUCACAUUGUUUCUAGUCAGACCUCCACAUUGAUUUCAUAAUAAUUUCCACUAUGUCUGUGAUUGUUUGUGAUCAACAAUAAAAAAUAUAUUUUGUAUUUAUAGUACAGGUGCUCACCAAUCUGGUCAAAACCAGAUCUUUGCUUCCACUCACGAUAGUAAAAGGAACGUCGAGUAUCGGGAGUGAAAUCAACGGUCUGGUUUUAAUCAGAUUGGGUGCUCACAACACUGUUCAAAGUCUCCAGCUUGGUAUUAAUUUAUCGCCAUUUUUACUGAUUUUUGAAAAUUGAUACCGUAUGUAAUGUACAUAUAUGUAUUCAUCUGAAAGAUGUUUUGUUUUUUUCCGAAUGUCAAAGACAAUUUUUUUGAUGACAAUCUAGUCUGAUAUGUGAUUAUAUACAUACUAUUUAAUCAUCUGCAUACAUGUAUUUUCUAUUGAAUCAUCAACAAACAUAUAUCUUUAACUUGAUUAUAUAAAUAUAAUGUACAUGUUCUAUUACAGUCCAAUCUGCUGGAGUUACCAGCCCUUUUAGCAGUUGUACCACACAAGUACCUACUCUGGGUAGAAAUAUAUUCUCUCAUCGUCUGUUCAUACAGAAAGGCUCAAUAUACCCCAUUUUAAAUACAAUUUUAUGUACUAGCAUUUAAGUGAGUUUCUGAAGAUGAAAAGUUCAGUUUCUAAAUAACAACAUUUAGUAAACUUACUUUGUACAUUGUACACUGCACGGAACACUGCACUGCCUAUGACUCCUAUUUCACAGCUGCAGUUACAUUAUGAUGUAUAUACACUAAAACUAGGUGCAAUCACUGUUUACUGGAGUGUAGUUGCAAUAUUGUUAAUUUUAGAAUAUCAAUCACUGGUUACUGCAGUUUAGUUGCAAUAUUGUUAAUUUUAGAAUGUCAAUCACUGCUUGUGUUUAUUCCAUGUACAACAUGUAUAUAUACAGAAGUUUUUAAUGGUCACCCACCCAGACCUGAGUUUCUGGGGCAUUUGUUGACAGGGCCUGUCACAUGAUGAUCCUAUUAUUUAUUUUUGUAUUGGAUCUCCCAGCUGUUCAUGAUAUUCAGGUACUUUAGAGUUCUGUUCCAUGUGCACAUCUCCAUUUUUACAGAGCCAAGAUCGACAAAACCACAGAAUGUCAAAUGUCUUUUCCAAAUGUGCUAUUGAAAAUUUGGAUCCUUUGGAGUGUUAAUAAGGUACAUGGUUAUGCAUGAGUUAUGGAGUCAGAAAAUUGGUACUAGGCCUUGCUCUGAACUUGGUACAAAUAUAUAUGUAUUCAUUACAUAAGUGUAUGGUCCCUUAUUACAAUUAAACCAUGUUACUUAGAAGAAAGUCUUUGUAUUGGCAUAGUGUGUAUUCCAUCACGACUCUAUUGGUGUUACCUUCAAAUGCUGAUUUUGAUAUGAAACACAGUAAUUGUAUUCACCUUAUACUAAUAAUUUUAAUGAUUGUUUUCAUUGAGUUGUCAAUUGCUCAGUGCCAAAAAUUGUAUUUGUUUCCAUAAAUAUAUUGUCAGACGCGUGUUUGCAUCUCAUAACUAAUGAGGAAAAUAUACUGCAGAUUGCUUUUAAUUUGCACCCACUUAGUUUUGGUGACCUUUUAUCUAUGUGUACUUGUCUCAGAGGAAUUAAUUACUGUUUCACUGAACGUGUAUGUCUCAAACAGUCUAUGAAUAAUUGUUUGCGUGAAUCUUGAAAUAGAUCCACUAUCGAUGCUUAUAAUUCACACGAAUUACGGUAAUAAUUACCGAUAAAGUAAUGAAACUAACAAGAAUUGUUUGAUCUAAAAUUAUCAUUAUGAGAUAGCAUUUGACCGGCAUGAUUCAGUGGAGGAUCCAGGAAACUGCAACCCCCCCACCGUGACGCACACCUCCCACAAUCAAAAGGGUAUCAUUUUCCUUUAAAAAAACUUUUAUUUUUCUUUUACAUUUUUCUCAUUACUACAUUUCCUCCUGAAAUUUGGAGAAAAGCCUGGUCUCCAAGAUUCACCAUUUUAGUCGUGCAAGUAGAUGUUAGUAUACAUGGUAUUUCGUGUAAUGUCGAAUAAGGUCAUGUGAUAAAUUAUGUAGCCCAUACUUUUUUAUCCUUGCAUUGUAUGAUUGCAACCUUUAUUUCAUUGCCACGUUUGAGUUAUUGUGGAAUUGAACCGAUACAUACUGUAUCACAAAGUAGGCACCUGUCCUCAUUUAGUAUAGGCUAAUUGUCCUGUUCUUGAAAAUGUGCUGGUAUCACAUGUACAUUAUUCCGUCUUUGCGUAUUGCAGAGUUAUCUUCUCUUGUGAGCAGGUAUUGAUUGUUACGUCAU